Cooperia oncophora is the source of this 795-nucleotide messenger RNA. Lineage: Eukaryota; Metazoa; Nematoda; Chromadorea; Rhabditida; Trichostrongylidae. The record is from the annotation of a GenBank genome assembly.
AUGGGGUCGAAAGUUGUGGUGGCAAUGCAGCGAAAUAUACUGCUUGGAGAGCUGGGUGACUGCAAGAAGGAAGCUGGAGAAUAUUCAGCCGCGGGUCAUAGAGAAUUUUCAGAAAAAAAUUAUGAUCACAUUUUACAGGUUGCUGAACUUAGUCAGAACCUCCCUGAGCAUAUGAGCAUUGACUCUUCAAUUCGUGAACACGAGGAACGGGUAAAACGGGAGCAGCAAGAUGAGGAGUACGCUAUGCAACUGUAUGGUGGAGCAUCAACGAGCACUCCGUACUCGCAACCUGAGCGAAAGAAGCGGAAAUACGAACGUAAAAUCCAAAAGCCUCAAGAUUCGGCUAGUGAAUCUACUCCUGUAUCUUCUGUUUCUGGUCGUUUCAUCCUUCGUUUACCACGAGUUGCUCCAAUCAAGGAGGAACUGGAAGACGAGUCGCAACAAGCUUCGCGUCCAUUGUCUUCCACUACUUCCUCACGCCCUGACAGUGUUGUCGCAGCUGGUUCUUCUAGCGUCACUGAGAAUCCAGGGAAAGUGGAUUGGUUGGCAAUGUUGCCAUCACUGGAAGAAUUACGUGCGAAGGCGGAUGAAAUGAAGGCAUUGCGUGAGAAAUCGAAGCAAGUGCCUCAUCAUCCGACCAAGGCAUAUCUAAUCCAUGUGAAAGACCGUGACGUUCUUGCUCUCCCAUACUUGGAUGUUCCGGCAGUGCCCGAUUUUAUUCAGUACAGGUAUCCUAACCCUGCGCAAUAUUACGCAGAAGAAAACUUUAUUUAUGGAGCUCCACGUGAGACAUGA